AUGUCGUCCGCCGACACCAAGUCCGUCUCGGACUAUGACAUCGAGAAGAACCACUCCCCCACCAAUGAGUCCACCAACCAGGUCGCCAUCGCCGGCCCCGCUGCGCCUCGCGUCAGCAUCAAGGUGCCUCGCACACAGACUACCCAGACCACGCGCUCCCACAUCCCCAUCGGUUUCCGCACCUUGAGUAUCCAGGUGUACGAAUCCCAGGGUAUCGACUCGGCAAAGGGCGGCAAAGCCAACCUCUCCGACACCGAGUUCUUCGGCUCUCUCGAUUUCCACACCGUCGAGCCAGAAGCCCUUGCGCAGAAGUUCAACGUGUCCACCAGCGCCGGUCUUGACGGCCAGGCCGCUACUCGUCGCCUCGAGCGCAACGGCAAGAACGUGCUCGUUCAGAAGAAGAACAAGUACUGGCUCAAGCUCCUCAACUACACCUUUGGAGGCUUCUGCUCCAUCCUGUGGAUCGGUGUCAUCAUCUUCUUCAUCUCCUGGAAGCCGCUCGGCAACCCUCCUCAGCCUUACAACCUCGCCCUCGCCAUCGUCGUGCUCAUCGUCAUCUUCUUCCAGGCCCUCUUCAACGCCUUCCAGGACUACUCCACCCAGAAGGUCAUGAACUCCAUCCUCAACCUCCUCCCCGAAAACGCAGUCGUGAUCCGCGAUGGCGAGCACCGCUCGCUUCCCGCUUCCGAACUCGUCGUCGGCGACGUCGUCGUCCUCUCCACCGGUAACAAGGUGCCGGCCGACAUGCGCAUCAUCAAGGCCUCCGCCGAUCUCAAGUUCGACCGCUCCGUCCUCACCGGCGAAUCCGAGGAGAUCUCGGGCACCGUCGAGUCGACCGACUCCAACUUCCUCGAGUCCAAGAACAUCGCGCUCCUCGGCACCCACGUCUGCAACGGCAACGCCGUCGGCAUCGUCGUGCUCACCGGUCAGCGCACCGUCAUGGGCCGCAUCAACAAGCUCACCAACGACGACAAGGACAAGCCCACCCAGCUCCAGAAGGAGAUCUCGCGCUUCGUCUUCAUCAUCAUCGGCCUCACCGUCACGCUCGUACUCAUCAUGCUCAUCACCUGGCUCGCUUGGCUCCGACGUGACCACCCCGCUUUCCUCAGCGUCGUCGGCAUCCUCACCAACCUCAUGAGCCUCGUCGUCGCCUUCAUCCCCGAGGGCAUGCCCAUCGCCGUCGCGCUCACGCUCUCGCUCAUCGCCCGCCGCAUGCGCGACGUCAAGGUGCUCCCAAAGUCGCUUGCCACCGUCGAGACCCUUGGAUGCGUCAACGUCAUCUGCUCUGACAAGACCGGCACGCUCACCGAGAACAAGAUGUCCGUCGCCUCCAUCGGCUUCGUUGACCAGGAGACGACCCGUGACGACAUCGCCAGCGUAGAGCAGACGGUUGCUUUCGACCACCUCAAGCACGGCAUGGCACUUUGCAACGACGCCUUCUUUGACCCGGCCACCGACAACCUCCCCAUCGCCGAGCGCACCAUCCAGGGCAACGCCACCGACGGUGCCGUGCUUCGUCUGUCCGCUUCGCUCCCCGGCUCGGACGACAUCAAGGCUGCCUACCGCCGCGUUUACGACAUCCCCUUCAACUCGAAGAACAAGUUCAUGCUCACCGUCAUGCGCUCCAACGCCGACAAUGCCGCCGCGACCUCGGCCGACGACAUGUACGUCAAGGGCGCUCCCGACGUUCUCAUGCCCCGCAUCUCGCACUACUACUCAGCCAUCGAUGGCGAGACCAAGGUCUUCGACGACGCUGCACGAUCCCAGCUCGUGAGCAGGCAGGAAACGUGGUCGCGUCGAGGCGAGCGUGUCAUCCUGCUCGCCAUGCGCCAGUUCCACGCCUACGCCAAGCCCGGCACCAGCGAGUACGAGGAGGAAGUCGCGACGGCCAGCGAAUCUGACCUCGUCGUCAUCGGUCUGCUCGGUAUCAUGGACCCUCCCCGCGCCGACAUCCCUCACACCGUCUCCGAGUGCCGUAGGUCCGGAUCGCGCUUCUUCAUGGUCACUGGUGACUUUUCGCUCACGGCUGCCGCCAUCGGCAAGAUGGUCGGCAUCUUUACCCACAACGGAGAGCCCGACCGCAUCGCCGACUUUGACUUCAAGAACCGCUUCGCCACCGAUGGUCCCGAGCUCAGCGAGAAGGAGCUCAAGAGGCUCAAUGGACCCAAGGACAUCAUCGACGCCGGCCUGCUCGUCGAGGGCAAGGAGAUCCCCGAGAUCACCCAGCAGCAGUGGGACGUCGUCUGCCGAUACGAGGAGAUCGUCUUUGCACGCACCACGCCCGAGCAGAAGCUGCGAAUCGUCAACGAGCUGCGCGACCGUGGAUGCGUCGUCGCCGUGACGGGCGACGGUGUCAACGACGCUCCUGCGCUCAAGGCCGCCGAUGUCGGUAUCGCCAUGGUUUCGGGCUCGGACGUCGCCAUGGAGGCCGCCGAUCUCGUCCUCAUGGGCGACUUUGGCUCCAUCGUCCAGGGCAUCCGUCUCGGACGACUCGUGUUCCAGAACCUGCAAAAGGUCAUCUCGUACCUGCUGCCCGCCGGCUCGUGGUCCGAGGACUGGCCCGUCGUGCUCAACGUCUUCUUCGGCGUGCCGCUGCCGCUCAGCUCGUUCCUCAUGAUCAUCAUCUGCUGCUUCACCGACCUGGUCUGCUGCCUCACGCUCAUCUUUGAAAAGGAGGAGUUCGACCUGCUCUCGCUCGAGCCCAGGAACACCAAGACGGACCACCUGAUCAACAAGGCGAUCUAUGGACAGAGCUACCUCUUCAUCGGCAUGAUGGAGACCGUCACUGCGCACUCGAUGUUCUUCCUCUACAUGUGGAGGUACGCCAAGAUCCCGAUCCGCGACCUUUUCUUUGCCUUCGAGAAGUUCGGAGAUGGCUUCCACGGCUACACGCUCGACGAGCUCAACCGCUUCCUCAACACCGGCCAGUGUGUCUACUUUGUCACGCUCGUCAUUCUGCAGUGGGGUAACCUGCUCUCGGUGCGCAACAAGCGUCUGUCCAUCUUCCAGGCCGACCCGAUCCGCAAGGAGCGUCGCAACCCGUGGCUCCUCGUGGGCGCACUCGGCGCGCUGGUCAUCGCCAUCUUUGUCACCGAGGUCAAGGGCAUCCAAAACCUCUUUGGCACCGCUUCCAUCCCCAUCGAGCACUGGUUCAUCCCCAUCCCGCUCGCCAUCGGCCUGCUGGGCAUGGACGAACUGCGCAAGCUCCUCGUCAGGACCUUCCCCAACAGCGUCAUUGCCAAGAUCGCUUGGUAA
This is a messenger RNA of Moesziomyces antarcticus, 3255 nucleotides long. Its product is annotated as Na/K ATPase alpha 1 subunit. Gene Ontology annotation, cellular component: membrane. Bases 1 to 3255 code for a protein of 1084 amino acids. The transcript has a single exon. Lineage: Eukaryota; Fungi; Basidiomycota; Ustilaginomycetes; Ustilaginales; Ustilaginaceae. Gene Ontology annotation, molecular function: ATP hydrolysis activity; P-type sodium:potassium-exchanging transporter activity; ATP binding. Gene Ontology annotation, biological process: intracellular potassium ion homeostasis; intracellular sodium ion homeostasis; potassium ion import across plasma membrane. The record is from RefSeq and is a predicted model, not a curated record.